AUGAAAGGUGAUAAUGUACUUAGCCCUCAUAAUAAGCGUGAUGUCCAAAAAUAUGACGAAAGUAAGGUUGAAACUCAAAAGGAUAAAAUUAUUGAUUACUGUGGAAAUUACGUAAGCGGAAUUUUAGUCGUUUUUGCCAGCGAGCCUCUGGAUACAAUCAAAGUGCGAAUGCAAACUUUUCCAACAAUGUACAAAGGCAUGGCCGACUGCUUUCGCAAAACCAUCAAGAGAGACACCAAGACAGGUCUAUUUGCUGGCACCACUCCUGCUAUGGUAGCAGGUCUUCUGGAUAAUACAAUAUCCAUGAUUGGAUAUGAGACGUUCAGAGUCAUAUUAUUGACUUUAUCUGGAAAAAAAUUGUCAGAAGAACUAAGUUUAUCUCAAAGAGCUGCAGCUGGAUGUUUAACUGCUGGCGUUUCGUGUCUUUAUUUAUGUCCAAUGGAUUUGCUUAAAUGUCAAUUGCAGGCAUGGCGAGAUAUAAGAGAUAUGCAUUCCAGAGCUGGUCUUCAAAUACAGGAUAUAAAACCAUGGAAGUUAAUGAACUUAAUAGUAAAACAGCAUUCAUAUAGAGGUCUUUACUGCGGUUGGAACAUUACCAUGGCUCGAGAAGUACCCGGAAGUCUAAUCUUCUUUGCUGGAUUAGAUGGUUUUAAAAAAUUAUUAGCCAGCCCAGACGAAAAUCCAGAAGAAUUGAAUAUUCUGAAAAAUAUGGUAGCUGUUUCUGUUGCCGGGUGCCUCUUGUGGUUGGUAAUUUAUCCUAUAGAUGUAAUUAAAUCUCGGGUUCAAGUUAUGACUAGCAAAAAGACUGUCAAUGAUGUUAUUUUUGAUAUGGCAAAAAGAGAAGGUCUUUGGACAUUUUAUAAUGGAUUGAAACCGACAUUAGUGAAAACUAUAGUUGUAACAGUGGUACUUUUAGCAACUCAUGAAUCUACAAGACACGUUAUUAAAAAUUUCUCAAAUCACUUCGGAGAUGAACACUAUACUUAUGGAGAUUGA
Ctenocephalides felis (cat flea) is the source of this 996-nucleotide messenger RNA. Its product is annotated as mitochondrial ornithine transporter 1-like. Gene Ontology annotation, biological process: mitochondrial L-ornithine transmembrane transport. The record is from RefSeq and is a predicted model, not a curated record. Gene Ontology annotation, molecular function: L-ornithine transmembrane transporter activity. The transcript is spliced from 5 exons. Bases 1 to 996 code for a protein of 331 amino acids. Lineage: Eukaryota; Metazoa; Arthropoda; Insecta; Siphonaptera; Pulicidae.